CAAUCCUCUGAGACCAUUUAUAUUCAGAUUUUUCUCUGAAAGCUAGCCUGAGACGAAGUCAAAUAAUUAAACAACAGAAGGAGAUCAUGUGAGAGAUUCAUUAUCCAAUAGCUUCUGGACACAUAUUCUGUUAAUUUCUUCUUUGAAAAAGUCUCUCAGAGCUCCCCCAAUUCGGUAAAAUGCAAAAGUUCGUUGCUGCUGGAGUUGUUUGUUCGUUGAUCAUGGUCAUGGAUAUCACAGCCGGGGUACUUGGCAUAGAAGCUGACAUGGCCCAGAACAAGGUGGAGCAUUUCAGGGAGAGGCUAGUUGAAUGUAGGGGGCCAAGUCAAACAGCAUUCGACUUUGGGUUGGCUGCAGCAGUGCUUCUGGCCCUCGCCCACAUCAGUGCUAACUUGCUCGGUGGCUGCACUUGCCUUUGUUCCAUAAACAAGCUACGCAGGGCCUCUGCUGACAAGCAAUUCGCCAUGGCCGCUCUCAUCUUCUCCUGGAUUAUAUGGGCAGUGGGAUCCUCAAUGCUGAUGUUAGGGACGAUGGAGAACUCGAGAAAAUCGUGUGGGAAUGGGAUGGGAAACCAUCGGUUUCUGAGCAUUGGAGGGAUCGUUUGCUUCCUUCACGCAGUGUUUAUAGCUGCUUACUGUGUUCCAGCCAUUGCCAAUGAUGCCCAGAAGACGCAGCAACCUCAACAAGGAGGCCAUGCUUGAUUAAUUUUCUUUUUCGUUCCAUUCUUUUCUUCUACUCCUCCUUUCAUUAAAUUAGGUUAACGAUUAUACUGAGUUGAUAUGAUCCGUGUUGGACUUGGAAGAGUUGAUUAUUUGUAGAAUCUAUGGAUUAAGUAACGAUCUCUGCAAUUUCUCCAGUUUGCCCAUGUAUCAUAUAGUUUAUUGUUCUUAAAAUGUUGUGCUUAAUGGUAAAGAUAUGAUUUUAACGAGGAUUAAUUGGUCUUGUAAAGUAAUUAUAUCGCAAUACACGUUAUAAAUUAAGGGAUGCUUUAAUAAAAUCAAAAUUUUAAAGUAGAUUUGAAGUAAAAACUGGACCUAUAUUGAAGGAUACCCAAAAUGUUUACAAAACUAUAACUUUUGAUA
Molecule: messenger RNA, 1082 nt
Organism: Diospyros lotus (date-plum)
Lineage: Eukaryota; Viridiplantae; Streptophyta; Magnoliopsida; Ericales; Ebenaceae
Product: protein DESIGUAL 2-like
Exons: 3
Coding region: 180-701 (173 amino acids)
Source: RefSeq, a predicted model, not a curated record